Molecule: messenger RNA, 1676 nt
Organism: Betta splendens (Siamese fighting fish)
Lineage: Eukaryota; Metazoa; Chordata; Actinopteri; Anabantiformes; Osphronemidae
Product: GTPase IMAP family member 7-like
Exons: 2
Coding region: 396-1376 (326 amino acids)
Molecular function (GO): GTP binding
Source: RefSeq, a predicted model, not a curated record
UGACGGAGCUCAGAGCAGUGACGCGUCCCGGCCUCUAGGUGGAGCUCUGCUACCUGAACCGCCCGCUUCACAGAAUGGAUUCUCCAUCAAACCGUGUCUCUGUGUUGCGUCAUCGCUAUCUGUAAACGUUUUUAAGGUUGUUUUAAGCCUUUUGUGUCUAACAUUACUGUCGUUUGACCUUCGACCCACUAAACCGUGAAACUGUAAGCACUGCGCCUGUGUCCUGCCCUCAUUUCAACGCUCUCAUACUUUCACUUUCGUAUUGUAAUCGGAAACGUGGUCUGGCGAGCACACAACGGGAGAAAGUUGACAGAGCGCUGGCUUGAAAGUUCCCAGAGACUCAUCGGAGGAGGAAGAGCAGCGUUGAGGUCCGGACCGCGCAGGACGCCACCAGGAUGCCUGACUGCCGGCCCGAAGCCGAGCCGGAACAGCCGGAGCCGCUCAGGAUCAUGCUUCUUGGGAAGAGCGGAGUCGGCAAGAGCUCCAGUGGGAACACCAUCCUGGGCAAGCAGGCGUUCAUGUCGGACAUGAAGCUGACCAGAGUCACGCGCUACUGUGAGAAGGAGCUGGGCACCGCGGGAAACGUCCCCGUGGCCGUGAUCGACACGCCCGGCCUGUUCGAGACCGACCGCAAGAAGGACGACGUCCGGAAGGUGCUCAAGUGCGUCCGGCUCCAGGAGCCGGGGCCUCACGCCUUCGUGUUCGUGGUCCCGUUGGGAAGGAUGACCCUGGAGGACCAAGACACCAACGCGCUGAUCGAGAAGAUGUUCGGGCCCAGGGUGUGGGACUACACCAUCGUGCUGUUCACCCACGGGGACCGUCUGGAGGGGAAAACUAUCAACGACGUCAUCAGCGAGAGCGACCAGAACCUCCGCAACUUCAUCCGCAGGUGCAGCGGCGGCUUCCACGUCUUCAACAACAAGAACCCGGAGGACGCGGAGCAGGUGGCGGCGUUCGUGGCCAAGAUCCAGACGCUGAUGGCCCUGAACGGACGCGACUACUACCGCACGGCCAUGUACCCCAGGGCGGAGAGGAGCAUCAGGGAGCGGCAGGAGAGCAUCCUGAAGGAGAGGGAGGACGACAUCAUCCGCAGGGAGCGGGCGCUGGAGGAGCAUCACAGGGGGGAGGAGCUGGAGAGGAAGAAGAAGGAGCUGUGGAGGAGGGAGGAGGACGAGGCGAGGAAGGAGGCGGAGGCGCAGCGCGGCUGGAACCGGAUCUUGGGCCUGGUUCUGGUGCUGCUCGGCCUGGUGACGGCGGCCGCCGGCUCCUCUGAUGUGGGGCUCUUGGCAGGAAGCCUCACUGUGUUGGGGCUGUUGUACAUCAUGGUUCCAGUGAUUUCCAGAAACAUGUCAUGGCUUCCUAAGAAAAACAGAUAACUAGACGCUUUUAGGGUUUGAUGGUUUGGAAAUGAAGGUGUGAGACUAAAUAAGAUCAGGUGAUUAGAUCAUGAUGAUGUUCUGUUUAUGAAAGUAUUUAAUGUGACUGCAUGAGAACGAAUGACCGUCGUCUGGUUUCCUCACAAACACUCGUAGAUGUAGUGAAAACACAGUAGAAACACUGUUUAUAUGAUUCAUGUUGUUGGUGUGGAUCAGGGGCAGCAGCUGCUAAAGUUUGGUCCCUAUUCAUCUUUUAUUACAUGGUUCAACAUAAAAUAAACAUUACACAGUGAACUUUAA